AUGGCGUAUCAAGGCGGCGGAGGUGGAGGCUACAAGCCCCAGGAGCUUCAAGACCUUCCGCCUGGAGGCAGUUACCAUCUACCCCCUCACGAUGAUGAAGAAGAAGCACCAGGACAUCAACCUCUCCUGCACGCACAAAGUCCCGGCGGCCCCUUCACGAGUCCCUACGACAGCAACGACGGCUAUCUUCGAACUGGCACCCCACCUGUCAGACCAACAUCGACCUACAGUCUGACUGAAUCAUACGCUGUUCCCGGAGGAGGUGCGCCGGUGCCGUAUACGAACAGCGACUACGGAGGAAGCGUAGGCUCGACGGCAUAUGGCCAUACUCUCGAGGAUACUCCGUACCCUCGAUCCGAAUCCCCAUACUCCAGAGCCGAUACGAACUCGACUGAAGCAUGGCGCCAGCGACAGGCUCCAGCGGUUGGGCCAGGUGGAGGACUAAAGCGGUACGCAACCAGAAAGGUCAAGCUGGUCCAAGGCACUGUCCUGAGUGUCGACCAUCCAGUGCCGUCCGCUAUCAAGAACGCAGUCCAGGCCAAGUACAGGAACGACGUUGAGGGUGGCAAUGAGGAGUUCUCGACUAUGCGCUACACGGCUGCUACUUGUGAUCCCGACGAGUUCACACUCAAGAAUGGUUACAAUCUACGUCCGGCAAUGUACAAUCGUCAUACCGAACUUCUCAUCGCAAUCACCUACUACAACGAGGACAAACAGUUGACAGCUCGCACGCUCCACGGUGUCAUGCAGAAUAUUCGUGACAUUGUUAACCUCAAGAAAUCCGACUUCUGGAACGUUGGUGGCCCAGCUUGGCAGAAGAUCGUCGUUUGUCUUGUUUUUGACGGUAUCGACCCCUGCGACAAGGAUACGCUAGACGUACUAGCCACAAUUGGGGUCUACCAGGAUGGUGUCAUGAAGAAGGACGUUGAUGGAAAGGAAACUGCUGCCCAUAUCUUCGAAUACACCACUCAACUGUCCGUGACGGCCAACCAGCAGUUGAUCCGCCCUUCUGAUGACAGUACAAACACGCUGCCCCCCGUGCAGAUGAUGUUCUGUCUGAAACAAAAGAAUACCAAGAAAAUCAACUCCCACAGAUGGUUGUUCAACGCCUUCGGCCGUCUCCUGAAUCCAGAAGUGUGUAUUCUUCUCGAUGCCGGAACCAAGCCCGGACCAAAAUCGCUGCUCUCUCUUUGGGAAGGGUUCUACAAUGACAAGGACUUGGGAGGGGCUUGUGGUGAAAUCCAUGCCAUGUUGGGUCGAAACGGCCGUAAGCUGCUCAAUCCUCUGGUUGCCGGACAAAAUUUCGAGUACAAGAUUUCCAACAUUCUGGACAAGCCUUUGGAGAGUUCUUUCGGAUAUGUUAGUGUGUUGCCCGGAGCUUUCUCUGCCUAUCGAUUCCGGGCUAUCAUGGGUCGGCCUCUAGAGCAGUACUUCCACGGUGAUCACACUCUAUCGAAGAAGUAUGGUAAGAAGGGUAUUGAGGGGAUGAAUAUCUUCAAGAAAAAUAUGUUCUUGGCCGAGGAUCGGAUUCUCUGUUUCGAGCUUGUGGCAAAGGCAGGGUCAAAAUGGCACUUGACCUACAUCAAGGCCGCCAAGGGAGAAACCGAUGUUCCUGAAGGAGCUGCCGAGUUCAUUGGACAACGUCGAAGAUGGCUGAACGGUUCGUUUGCCGCCAGCAUGUACUCAAUUAUGCACUUUGGCCGAAUGUACAAGAGUGGUCACAAUUUUGUCCGCAUGUUCUUCCUCCAUAUCCAGUUGUUGUACAACACGUUCAACGUUAUCCUGUCUUGGUUCAUGCUGGCAUCUUUCUGGCUUACCACCAGCGUUAUCAUGGAUCUGGUUGGAACUCCCACCGCUGCAUCCGAGACGAGCGCCGAGCAUCACGCUUGGCCCUUCGGUGAUACUGCAACUCCGAUCAUCAACACCAUUCUGAAGUACAUGUACCUCGCAUUCCUACUUGUGCAGUUCAUCCUUGCGCUCGGUAACCGACCAAAAGGUUCGAGAAUUACCUACAUAAUCUCGUUCAUAGUUUUCGGUGCUAUCAACGCAUACCUCAUUGUCCUGUCCUUCUAUCUGGCCAUCAACGGUAUCAGUGGAUCUAGUAUCGACACAACAGGCGCUGAUGAAUUCUUUGCAAGUUUCUUCGGGGAUUCCGGUGGUGGUGGUGGUAUCAUCAUUAUCGCGAUGGCGGCUACCUUUGGUCUCUACUUCGUCGCAUCAUUCUUGUACUGUGAUCCAUGGCACAUGUUCACUUCUUUCGGGCAAUACCUGCUCCUCAUGUCUUCCUACAUCAACAUCCUCAUGGUCUACUCAUUUUCCAACUGGCACGAUGUUUCAUGGGGUACCAAGGGCUCCGACAAAGCUGACGCUCUUCCUUCUGCUAAAACUAAAAAGGAAGACGGAAAGGGGGCAGUCAUCGAAGAAAUAGACCGGCCUCAGGAAGACAUUGACAGCCAGUUCGAAUCCACAGUGAAACGCGCACUGAAGCCCUUCGUCCCCGAAGUGGAGGUCGAAGAGAAGACUCUUGAGGAUUCGUACAAGUCCUUCAGAACGAAACUCUUGGUCUGCUGGAUCUUCUCGAAUGGACUAUUGGCGGUCGUUAUCACUAGUGACAGCGUCAAUAAGUUCGGAUUCGGAAGCGUUAGUGCUGCCGAACGCACGCAAAAGUUCUUCGUCGUCCUGCUUUACGCCACCGCCAUCCUGGCCCUUGUCCGUUUUAUCGGAUACGUUAAUCUCGGCCUCUGUGUCGCAGAAGAAGAGAAGCGGGAUCUUGAGGGUUUUGCUACGGUCUGUCCUGGAAAUUGGGAUCGGGGGAGGAUGAGGACGGGGGCCCCCUCUAAACACUAUCUACAGCAUGUGUGCCUGGCCUUCUGCAUUUGCACAUAG
Molecule: messenger RNA, 2886 nt
Organism: Drepanopeziza brunnea f. sp. 'multigermtubi' MB_m1
Lineage: Eukaryota; Fungi; Ascomycota; Leotiomycetes; Helotiales; Drepanopezizaceae
Cellular component (GO): cell periphery; cell septum
Molecular function (GO): chitin synthase activity
Source: RefSeq, a predicted model, not a curated record